AUGUCCCUCGUGUUGAAUUGCGAUUGCGAAAAACAUGUGAUCAAAAAAUCCUUCGACAUAGAAGCUUCGAAUUAUUUGACUUUUGAACAACUUCUCAAAAACUUUGGUUUGGAUUUUACGCAGUCAUCAGAAAACUUUAACGCCGACUUUGAAACUUUUACAGUGAACAAAAGGCUAAAAAAGCAAAAACCGAAACAAACCGAUCAAAGAGUCGCGAUCUUCAUUUUUAUCACGAUAUUUUUUUCAGCAGGCUCGUUUCUGGGUGAGGUAGAGCUGCUGUCAGCUACGUCUUUUUUCAGCGGGUUUUUCGCAACAGACGGUUUUUAUUAA
Molecule: messenger RNA, 330 nt
Organism: Amoebophrya sp. A120
Lineage: Eukaryota; Dinophyceae; Syndiniales; Amoebophryaceae
Source: the annotation of a GenBank genome assembly